CUACCCAUUGAAGUUGAAAGUGAGUAAUGUUUGACCCUCCUCUUGCUCUGUUGUUCUCCCAAAAGAGGGAUCUAACCCUAAACCCAGAUUCCAUAGCUGAUUUCUUCGGAUUGUUGGUCCUCCUUCGAACUUUUCAAGUUUCGCCUUCUUCGCCAAACAGGGAAGAAGAACCCUGAAGCCGAAUUCCACAGAUGAGCUCAAAACCCAAAACCCAAAACCCAGAAGAAGAAAACCAUGUCAGAGUCAGACUUCCCACCGGAGAUACUGUUCGACAUCCUUUCUCGCCUUCCGCCCAAGGAUUUGAUUUGAAUCCUCUGCGUUUCCAAAUCUUGGUAUGCCAUCAUCCACGACCAUCACUUCAUCAAAGCUCAUCUCCAACGCUCCAUCCAAACCAAUUCUGCUCGCACCCUUUUACUCCGAUCAAAUUCCGCUCUUUGGUCAGAUUUCUAUUCGCUGUCAUUCAACGGCGACGAAGCGUUCGGGACACUUGUGCCAAUUGAGCGGCCCUUGAAAGGCCCUGGCGACUACCUUGAGAUGUUGGGCUGCUCGGUUAAUGGUGUGGUUUGUAUUCACGACUGUGAAUGUACAGAUGUUUGUCUGUGGAACACGUCAAUUCAAAAGUUGAAGAAGAUUCCCCUUCCAACGUUGGAGCAUCAGCCACCAUCAUAUUCCAACAGGUACACUCUCUUCGGGUUCGGGUAUGAUUCAGCUAAUGAUGACUUUAAAGUUUUGCGAAUUACGCAGUUUGAGAACAGAAAGAGAGAGUCUGUGGAUUCCCAAGUCGGCGUUUAUAGUCUAAAAUCUAACUCAUGGAAAAAGAUCCAGAGCUUGCCUUGCCGUGGGUUUUCUGUUCAUAGGCGUGAGAUUGUUUUUACCAACGGUGCUCUGUGUUGGCUGAUGCGGAAAGAUAACAGUCGAUGCAUAAUUCUAACCCUUGAUCUUGCCAAUGAGAAUUAUCGGGAGUUUCACACCCCCAGUGGACGAGGAUGACAAUUCUCUUAUGAAUUUGGUGGUUUUAAGGGGCUCUCUCUGUGUUUUUGUUAUGCACGAGUACGGAACGUCUGACUCUUGGACCUUGCUCUAUUCCAUUGGUGUGGAAACUGGCCCGGAAACUGUGCCUUGGUGGUUUGAUCAUUGUGAACCUUUGGGGUUCUCAAAGAACGGUGAAAUGGUUCUCUUGAAGAAAGGUGAGGGUGCGCUUGUUUGGUUUGAUUUAGAGCAGAAAAAUAGUAACCAAGUCUACAGUGGUGGUCUGCCACGUCUCUUUAAAGCAACCAUUUGCUUAGGGACCCUUUCUCUUCUUGAUGGUGACUCCGUCGUGAGCGAAGAAGGUACUUGGGUUGGAUGAUAACGCUGCUGCUCUUUUGCUUUACUCUUUGUUUCCAAGGCAAUGUCGACUUCCUGGAGUAUGUCUUGGACUCUUGGCGCCAACUGAUUUGGAUACAUAUUGUUUUUUUUUUUUCUGACUUUCAUGUGAAUGAAUGUUCGUGGCAAAAGUACGUGCGGAAGUUAUAGCCUGCAAUGAACAUGCAUAGUGAAGAAAUGCUAGGUAUGCAAAAGAGUAUGAGGCUGUUUAGAACGGCCAAAAUGAAACCAAAUUUCACAAAUUGUAUGUCCUUUGCUGUUCCGAUCGCUUUUGUUUCAAUUACUGGUUGAUUUAUGCUGCAAUCAGUUAAAAAAUUUGAGCAGGAUUACGAAUAACUAAAUGUGAAUUAUUACAGAUUGCUUUUUUGGGAUCCAUAAGCCAAAAAGUGCUGAAAUUGUUCAUCCAUAUCAGCACUGUUUGAAAGUUGUGGAUUUUGUUUGCAUUGUUUUCUCUCUGACCUGAUUUCAUUUUCAUGAAUUCCAAGUUGACCAGACUUCCAAGUUGCGCACAACGAAUAAGCAUGAAAUUGAAGUACGAGUAUGGCCGAAACUGAGGGUUAUGCCAUGGGACAAACAAGGGACUCGCAUAUUUUGUGCCCGAACCGGAACAAGAUGCUACGCUACUGGUGGCAGAGUCAACGGAAAACUUCGAAUUUUACCUCAAAUCCGAUUCAAAUUUAACGAAAAUCAACGCCGAUCUUGAGGGAACUUGCCUCACCUGAGGUAGAAGGGGACGCACUUGUGGUGAUUGCAGCUUUGCAAAUAGAAAGCGAGCAGGAAUCUUCGCAAUUUGGGAAUGUCAACAAACAAGGUAGCCCAUAGGUUGACUCGACUGAGUUUAACGCUGGAAAAUUCUGUAACUCGGUUUAAGGAAUCCUUGAUUCUCUCUUUGAGGAUAGCACUUAAGUCAUUUUAUUCUAGUGCGGACGUUCUUUUCCCCUUAGUCCGGAUGUAAAUCUCUGACAAGAUUUUUAUCGAGAUCCAUUUUAUACACACUAUCUUCAAUAGUUGCA
This is a messenger RNA of Malus domestica (apple), 2378 nucleotides long. The record is from RefSeq and is a predicted model, not a curated record. Lineage: Eukaryota; Viridiplantae; Streptophyta; Magnoliopsida; Rosales; Rosaceae.